AUGAAGAAACUACUUACAAUAUGUUCCAUAUGGAUCAUAUUUACGGGAGAAGUUAAUCUACUUUCGAUUCCCAUUGUGUCUGACAUCCAAGACAUAAUUGGUCUGGUCACCGAUAUAUCUGAUAUUGCGACGGGCCGGCAUGAUUUGACCGCGGGAAAUCUAUUUAAAAAGAAAGUUGACCCUACGUUGGUUGCAGUUAACCAACUAUCCGAUCAGUUAAGCGAACUAACCGAGACGAUCAAUUUGAAGAUGGACAAUAUAAUGACUGCGGUGGUACAAGAUGUUCCCAGGGCGCUUCAAUUAACAAAUCUUAUAAGGAAACUCAUCGAAAUAACCUCCAGAAUUGAUGAAUUAUAUGUCGACUACUUGUUUUAUGUUAAAAAAUCCGAAAGUCUCAAUGAAUAUACGAUCGACGAGUUUGGUAGAGUCGUCACGUCUCACAAAUUUGGAGAUAUUCCCGAUCUUCUGUCGCAACUUUACCAUUUAUUUAUUCCUGGGCCGCUAGAUCAAAAAGACCAGAGUAUUCUUGAUGUCAUGAUAUCUAGUUUUAAGGCUAUAAAAGAAGAGGAUCGGUGUAACCAAUUGAAGUCACCUCAGCAACAUAUUUAUGAUAUUUAUGAAACAAUUAUUGUAACAGAAAUAAAAGGCUAUUCGAUGUCAGCUUGGGCUUAUGGCAUGCUAGCCAUAUAUCAUAAUUCGUCUUUUACGAUAGAAAUAGACAGAGCUACUUAUCUUACCAUGCAAAGAUGUAGCAAAUACGUAUCAGCUGUGUACAAUGCUCUCGAGCUUAUUACAAGGGAUUUAUAUUUGUGUGAUCCACCAGAACAUAUAAAAGGGGAGACCCAUGUCCAAAUAAAUUCAAUUACACGAAUUAUAACUCAUGAAGAUAUGAUGUUCAGCUCCUGCGAUGACGAUUGUUCUAGUAUACAUCAAAGUUAUUAUCGAGGACCACAUGAUUAUAAACAGGAUUUACUCAAGACUUAUUGGAAUCCAAAUCAACCUUGUCUGGGCCUCAUGUACAAGUGUGGAGAAGAAAGAUCUAUCGAUUUCUGCGAAUUGCCACCAGGAUCUGACAAACGCUACUCCUGGAUGAGUGCUAUUGGGUCACCAACGUAUGGUUAUCGGGACAGUUGCUCCGAUGGAACUAAAAGAAGUAUAGAUAUGAUGAUCCAUGUACAAAUCGAGGAAGGAAAAUUGCUCAGGGCCUGUCAGAUCGACCAGAGCACAGUUCGUCUGAAGGAGUUGGAAAACUUUAAAUAUUUGGAAGAGGGCGAUGAAGGAAAAUUCGUUAAAAUAACCGGAGAUGAUGAAGAAGAAUUGAAACACGGCAUCGAUUAUCAAUUUAUUCGUUUUAAACAGCGUGACGUUAACAUAGACAAUGUCAACUCACAAGAGCCAGGUUACGUUGUCACCGGAUUAAAGAUGUCUCAAGACCCAGAAAAUGACAAGGCUAUACAAUUGGACGUCCACAUUACGCCCUUUGAUUUUACAACAGGCUUGCUCGUUCCAACUGAUGACCAACCCUCCAAGUGGAUCACUCACAAGGAUAUGCCGGGUCAUGAUCGCCCUUUUACUGAACGAAAAGAGCAAGAUGUUACCGAAUACGACAGAGGUGAUGCUUAUACCGACAAUCGUCCAAAUUCUGAAGACUUUACGGACAUUUGGUUUGUAAUCAGCAGCAAAGAUACAGACGCUUCGCAAUCAACUGUGCCAUUUAUGGACCGGCGACUUGUUGCAGCGUCACCUAGAGUUCCAAUAGACGGAGUUUCUCUAUUCCAUCGUGGAAGAGCACAAUCUGGAGGGUUCCUCGCAUUUAAUCUGCAGACAAUUGGCUUUCAAUAUUUCAUAAAUCCUAAGAUAAAUCCCGAAGUUGCGGAGAAGUAUCAAAAGCAUUACAAAGAUAUAGAAGAACUCACCUUGUCUGAAGUCGAGUAG
Molecule: messenger RNA, 1935 nt
Organism: Cotesia congregata
Lineage: Eukaryota; Metazoa; Arthropoda; Insecta; Hymenoptera; Braconidae
Source: the annotation of a GenBank genome assembly